CGAAAGUAGCAAAAAGCGUCAUCUGAGAUCUGUGGGUGUAGUCAGAACGAGGAAAAGAGAGGCCUAGUCUAUACAUGCUUCUUGAUGUGUGACACGUUUGGAAUGUGACACUAUCAUUUCUUCUCCCUGGUCAAUUGCUUCACCUCCUCCGCCGCUCUAUCUACCACCAAGAAGUCACCCUCUUCUUGGAUCUAUCACACACACAGCGACAACGCCAUAUCCACUCACAGGCAUAUAUACAGAGAUACUCGAGAUAGAUCAUGGUCCCAAGCAAGUACCGAAGAACAUCGCUCAUACCUUAAUCGCGGAAAUCGAUUGCGAACAUGCGGUUGCUCAAUGUUCACACAUUUGAGUUUCGAACCUUCCUCGGCGAUGACGUCCCAAACUACUCUAUUGCAUCACAUAGGUGGAUUCACGAUGAGGCAUCCAUCAAGGAUAUCAUAAAGAAGAGGAAUAUCGAGAGUGGAGGAUAUCAAAAAGUUGAGGGCUUUUGCUCAUACGUCAAACAGGCCAAUUCGCUCUACAAAGACUCCCACCCGGAUUUAUGCUGUGAUUAUCUCUGGAUUGAUACGUGCUGUAUCGAUCAGAAGAGCAGUCUGGAGGUCGACACGGCGAUUCGGUCCAUGUUCCAGUGGUACAACAAGUCGGUCAUCUGUUAUGCAUACCUUGCAGAUGUGGAACCUCUUUCGGUGGGCAACGAUCGCGUCGAGGCGAGCUUCCGGGAGAGUGUCUGGUUCAGUCGUGGAUGGACUCUACAGGAACUAUUGGCGCCGCGGACAGUGGUCUUCUUGACCAAGAAUUGGGAAGUUAUCGGACACAAAUGUACAAGCAGUGCCAUCACAGAUGGUGGACAAUGUCCGGGCGUGGGUCAUCGACUGAAUGGGAUAAUCUCCGAAAUCACUGGUAUCCCGGAACUAGUUCUCUACGAUUACCCGCGUAGUAAAGAGCUCAGUAUCGAGGAGAGAAUGAGCUGGUCGGCUCAACGAAAGACGACUCGUCAGGAAGACAUGGUUUAUUGUCUACUUGGGAUCUUCGAAAUUCACAUGCCGGUCAUGUAUGGUGAAGGUGAAUUUGCGCAAAUCCGCCUGAGGAAUGAGAUUGAAAAGAAGACCGAAGCUUGGGAGAAAGGACAGAAAGCGGGCGGCUCACGGAGAUUUACCUGCACCAAUCGAAGACACUGGUUCUGA
Messenger RNA from Dissoconium aciculare CBS 342.82, 1187 nucleotides. Its product is annotated as HET-domain-containing protein. Lineage: Eukaryota; Fungi; Ascomycota; Dothideomycetes; Mycosphaerellales; Dissoconiaceae. The record is from RefSeq and is a predicted model, not a curated record. Bases 324 to 1187 code for a protein of 287 amino acids. The transcript is spliced from 2 exons.